This is a messenger RNA of Drosophila ananassae, 510 nucleotides long. RefSeq lists its product as uncharacterized. The record is from RefSeq and is a predicted model, not a curated record. The coding region runs from base 35 to 439 and encodes 134 amino acids. The transcript is spliced from 2 exons. NCBI's taxonomy places the organism in Eukaryota, Metazoa, Arthropoda, Insecta, Diptera, Drosophilidae.
GCUUUCGGAAUAAUUUAGAAGCCCAGAGUAGGCCAUGGGGAAAGGGAAGCAAGGACUUGAAACGUCAGUGGAGACACAAUUACAGAUUUUUCAUUCAAACGACCUACAUUGUGAGAUGAACCCGAAAAGGGAGGACAACGAGGAAGACCAAGAAGUACUGAAGGAGCCCCCACAGAGUCCCCCGGAAGAGUGCCUGAUCGUCUAUGGUCAGAAGAAGAUUAUAUUUGAGGAUCCAGCGGCCGAUGAGCAGAAGAACCUAAGGAUGGAAGUCGAUCGGAAUCAAGCCCGGGUGCUACAGCUGCAGAAUAUACAGAAUAGACAGAACGACACCAGCUCCGAUGACGAUGUCGACGAUGACUCUGAGCUAGACACCGAGUCGGAUUUUUAUUAUGAUUCAGAGACCGACUCCGGGUUUUUUUCCUCCGAGCAAUCAGACUGAGAACAACGGGCGUACUUGUACUUUCAAUACAUAAUAUAUAUAAUAUAAUAUAUACAAACAUGCAACCCAGA